This is a messenger RNA of Telopea speciosissima, 6852 nucleotides long. RefSeq lists its product as uncharacterized. Gene Ontology annotation, biological process: regulation of DNA-templated transcription. Gene Ontology annotation, molecular function: protein binding; histone H3K36 methyltransferase activity; zinc ion binding. Bases 105 to 6743 code for a protein of 2212 amino acids. The transcript is spliced from 17 exons. The record is from RefSeq and is a predicted model, not a curated record. NCBI's taxonomy places the organism in Eukaryota, Viridiplantae, Streptophyta, Magnoliopsida, Proteales, Proteaceae. Gene Ontology annotation, cellular component: chromatin; nucleus.
GUUGGGGAGAUGCUUAGAAGAGGCAUUACACUAUUGACAUUAUUUUUCUAGUUUUCUGAAUGAUUUAGGAAUGGUUUAGUUUAUUGAAAGUUGUGAAAAUAGACAUGGGUUCUUGUGAACCCUCGGUUCUAGUUGAGGGAUCCUUAUGUGGGUUUCCGGAUGGAACGGUAGGAGAAUUAGGAAAUACUUUGGGCGACAUGGGAGGUGUUACUUUGGAAUCAGUUGAUGAGUUUAGAGACUUACAGGGUUGUAAAGUUGCUGUUCUUGAUCCGGAUUCAUCAUCGGGGGCAGCUUGCAAGUUGGGUAAUUGUAUUGAGGACAGCAUAAGUCGACCGGUUACUGAACAGUUCUGCUCUGAAGUGGCUUGCCCUUUAUUUAAUACUAAUGGGGACACCACAAGCUCUGUGGAUGGGUGUUGUGAUUCUUCUCAAAAUCUUAGAGCUAAUCUAGUAGGCUCCAGUAGUGGCUUGGGGACAUCUAUUUCUGGGAGGGAUGAUUCAUGGAAUUGGCAGCAAGAUACGGGUGGUUCAUUACUAGAGCAAAAACUGCAGGAUGAAUGUGGAUUUUCUUCAUCUAAUACAAGUGGGGACACCACAAGCCCAGUGGAUGGGUGUCCUGCUUCUAAUAAAAUUGGUACUAAUUCAGUAGAUAUCAGACUAGAGGCACCUAUUUCUGGGUGGGAUGGUUCAUCAGAUGGGCAAAAAGAUACGGGUGUUUUGGUAUACGAGCAAAAGCUUCAGGGUGGGCUCUGCUCUACCGAGAGUGACAGGGACAAGCACUUAUGCUAUUCAGGAACUGUAGGGUUAUAUUUGGAAACAGAAGGACCACGCCAUGAGGAUGAAAUGGGGCAAUUCAUGGAGGCUGAAGAGAUUUCAUUGGCCUCAGUGCCCUUGACUGUUUCUCAGAGUAAAAGCAGCCAGUAUGUGGAGGAGAAGUUUCCUGGGGAAGCAGAUCGUUUGUCAGUGGAAGCAGUUACUGCCUUCAAGGAGGUUAAGGAAGAGCAAUGUGAUGUUAUAACCAGGAUAUCAGUUAGCCUGAGCACACGAGCAUCACUUAAAGAAGGUAAUACCUGCAAUUUGAUGGUAGGGCCACCUGAUGUAGCUUCUGACCACGUAGUUGAAGAAAAAGUCCCUCAGCUAUGUGAUUUUGUGAAUAUUGUUUCUUGUAAAAGCUUGGCUGUUCCGGAUCUUGAGGAAGGGUGUGCACCAAGUUGUGCUCUAAUUUGUGGAGGUAGGGUUGACUCUACUGUGCAAAUUUAUAAUGAAGACAGAGGUUGUGCUAAACCCAACAAUGUCAGUGGUCCAUCGGAGGAAACAGUUAUUGAUUCACAAGAGGUUGUGGAACAGAAAUUUGAUGUCUUAUUGGGGACAUCAGUCAACUUGAGCUCCCAGGAAUUGUGUAUUGAAGAAAAUAUUUGCAAUUUAUUGCAACGGUCACUCAAUGUAGCUUCUGAAUUUUCUGGUGAAGAAUCAACUUCACCACAAUCACCUCUGCCUCUUAAUGUUGUGGCUAAUGGAUCUUCUAAAAGAUCUGGCUCACCAGAUCUUCAGGAAAGUAAUGGUCUUAAUGGUUAUCUGAUGUGCAGCAGCAUGGUUGAUUCAGUUGAUAGUGCUGUCGGUGAAGGAAAGGCUAAUAGUAAACCACAUUUUGUUUCAGAAUCCAACUGUCCCGAUGGUGUACAUGUGCUCCCUCGGAGGAGUACCCGUGUGAGCAAAUUAAAUCAAAUGAAUGAGACAAGAAAGGCUGCAAUUCAGUGCAAUAAUAAAGUCAAUAGUUCACUCCCAAAAAGAGCCAUUGGGAUCUCCUUCAAAAUAGCGAGAAGGAAAAGAAGCUAUUCCUGCAAACCUGCACGUUCUUCUACUUGGGGGGUGUUAGGAAACGUUAUGCAAGCGUUCAAGCAGAAUGAAGGGAUCCUGAAGCAGGAUUCUGAUUUAGUUCGAGCUCAAACCUGUGGAUCACAGAAAACCGAGGGUUGCCAAGGAAGUGAAAAGCAGAAGAGGACUUGGGCAUCUAGAAAUUCACAAAAGCCAAAAGCAGAAAAUAAUGCUUCAAGUGGUUGUGUUCGUGUGAAAGUUAAAAUGGGGAAAAACGUGGGCCAAAAUAAUUUGAAGAAUGUGCUACCUCAGGGGGAUAAUCCUUCAGCAUAUGGGGAAACUAUGAUAAAUGAAUCUCUGUCUGAGUCAAAUUGCAGAACCAGCUUAGAAAUCCCUUGUGUAGCUAAUGAUGUGGAAAUGAAACAUAAGCUGGGGGAAGAUGUAAAACCGUGCAAUAGAAGUCUGGAAAUGCCAGCCACACCUCUAGAUGUUUCUGUUCUGGAUGCACUUCUUGCGGAUAAAGAUUUGGUGAGCAUUGUGACACAAGACAUAUCAGUUGGAAAUUCAGGUGAUUGCCAUGUUUCCUCUCAAAUAGGAACUGAAUCAUUGGGAGAAGCAUCUGAGAUUAAGAACACAGAUCCUGGUACAUCACCUCAUUCAGAAGUGAUAAACGUGAUUCAGGAAGUCCAAGUUGGUGCAGGAAUGCAAGUGGACGUACAAGAUGCUUCUUUUGAUUCGGCCCAAGCUGUUGUUCCUCCGGAAGAUGUUAUGGGUUCCAAGAUGCUCCUUGUGAAGUCAAAAAAAGGAAAGAGAAAUGGUAAAAUCAAGGGAAGUCAAAAUCCUGUUGGAGGAUGCUGUGUGCCGGAUGAAAAAAUGCUUGGUCCAGCAAACUUUGACAAGACUAGAAAAUUGUUAAAACGUCGUUCAAGGCAGAAAGGGGGGGAUGGCCUUAAACCCAGUGAGGCUAUUGUUUCAGCAACUAGCCAGAAUGCCUCCAGCAACCACUCAAGUAAUGAGGGGUUUGCCAGAGAAUCAUUCCCAUCGUCAGGGUUGGAUGAACUUGGGAUUUUCCAUGAAGCUUUGAAAAUUGAAACUGGUGUUGAGGCCUGUGAAUUACCCAUUCACGAUGUUGGGAAUAGACCAUCAGAAUCAUGGACUUUGGAAUUGUCUGCUUCUCAAGCCAAGGGGCGUAAAGUUUCUAAAACUUCAAAAUCCAGUGCUGGGGUAAGCAAAAGUCAUUCUCAUGUCUCUGAUAGAGGCAGGAGAAAAAAUGCUUGUGAGAAGGAGGAUAUGUGGAAGUCAAAUAGAAAGGGCAAGGUCAAGGAGGAGGUACUUGCAGUCUUAGAUGCUGGGCAACAGGAAAAUCACCCAGAAAUAGGUGGGAGCAUUAAUGUCCCUUUGGUGAAAAAGGAUUCAGAGGCUUGGGGACAUGAUGAAUUAAGCAAAUUAAAUCUAGUAGCUAAUGAGACAAGCAGCAGUCUGGCAAGAAACAAUGCCGGAAAUAUUGUCCCCGCUGAGAACAUAUCUAGCUUUAAUGUUGUAUCCAAUGGGUUCGAGGAGCAGUCUUUACCACCACGGAUUGCAUGGGUAUGCUGUGAUGACUGUCAUAAAUGGAGGUGUAUAUCAGCUGCACUUGCAGAUUACAUAGAGGAGACGCAUUGCAAAUGGACUUGCAAGGACAAUGCAGACAAGGCAUUUGCUGACUGCUCAAUUCCUCAAGAGAAGUCAAAUGCAGAGAUUAAUGCAGAGUUAGAAAUAUCAGAUGCCUCUUGUGAAGAAGAUGCUUAUGACAGACGCUCGAAUUAUAAGGCAUUUGAAGGGAAGCAGCCAACAGCCCCUCAACAGGCAUCUUGGAGACUCAUAAAGUCUAAUUUGUUUCUGCACCGUAGCCGUAAAACCCAAACCAUUGAUGAGAUAAUGGUUUGCCAUUGCAAACCUCCUCCAGAUGGCAGCUUAGGUUGUGGAGAUGAAUGCCUGAACCGGAUACUUAACAUUGAAUGUGUUAAGGGGGCCUGCCCUUGUGGGAACCUUUGCUCAAACCAACAGUUCCAGAAACGCAACUAUGCAAAAUUUAAGUGUUUCCGUUGUGGAAAGAAAGGAUAUGGGCUGCAGUUGCUUGAAGAUGUUUCUGAGGGACAAUUUCUUAUUGAAUAUGUUGGAGAGGUGCUUGAUGUGCAUGAUUAUGAAGGACGACAAAGGGAGUAUGCUUCCAGAGGACAAAAGCACUUCUACUUCAUGACAUUGAAUGGCAGUGAGGUCAUAGAUGCAUGCGCUAAAGGGAAUUUAGGGCGUUUUAUCAACCAUAGUUGUGAACCCAAUUGUCGUACAGAAAAGUGGAUGGUGAAUGGAGAAAUUUGCAUUGGACUAUUUGCAAUGAGGGAUAUUAAGAAGGGUGAAGAGGUAACAUUUGAUUAUAACUAUGUACGGGUAUAUGGAGCUGCUGCAAAAAAAUGUGUUUGUGGAUCUUCUGUAUGCCGGGGUUAUAUUGGUGGAGAUCCAUUGAAUGCUGAAACAAUUGUUCGAGGCGAUUCAGAUGAAGAAUUUCCAGAACCUUUAAUGUUUGAUGAAAAUGGCUGCAAUGAGGAUACCAUGGAUGGAAUUAUUUCAUCUACUAGCACAGUUAAUGGUGCUGGUGCUGCAGCACAAUAUACAGGGAUUCCUUUGCAAGCUGGAGAUACCAUUAGCAAAUCUGAAGCUGCCACUGUGGGGUUAAAUAUUUCUUUAGAGAAGGAAAAUACCCUGAGCGGAUCCUUUUCUUUUGGUGAACCAUCACAAUCAAGAAUCUCUUUGAAAAUGGAAGACAGUUUGAGCAAAUCUUUAUCUUCUUCUGUACCGCCACAGGUUUCUGUACAAAGAGAAGAUGGAAUGAGAAAAACCUCUUCUUCCACUCAAUUGGUUGAGGUUUCUUUAACAAAGGAAGAAACCGCAGAUAAAUAUUUGUGUAAUGUUCAAACAUUGGAGAGUUCAUCCUCAACUGUAAACUCUAUGAAGAAAGCCAUGUCUAGUUCAGUAGGUACUGACAAGUCAAGAUCUGAGUCAGUUGAGGAUAAGCCCAAUAUUUCAAAGUCACGUCCUCGUGUGAAAGCAUCUCGGUCAGGUAGCUCAAUUGAAAAAGGAAAGUGCACUGUUUAUCCUGUUAUCGCCAAUAAAGCUCAGGUUAUGGCCAAACCCAGAAAACAGGUCGAUGGUGCUAUUCGUAGUCGUUUCGAAGGGGUUGAAGAGAAACUCAAUGAGUUACUAGAUGGCGAUGGGGGAAUAAGCAAACGGAAAGAUGCAAGCAAAGGCUACCUAAAGCUUUUGGUUCUCACUGCAGCUUCGAGAGAUAAUGGCAAUGGUGAAGCAUUUCAAAGUGCCCGAGAUCUUUCAAUCAUUCUUGAUGCGCUUAUGAAAACAAAAUCACGGACAGUUUUGACUGACAUAAUCAACAAAAAUGGUCUGCAGAUGCUGCACAACAUACUGAAGCAGAACAGGGGGGACUUUAAGAAAAUUCCUAUUCUUCGAAAGCUUCUUAAGGUAUUAGAGUUUCUUGCGCUAAAGGGAAUCCUUACCUUAGAACAUAUCAAUGGAGGCCCACCUCAUCCUGGAAUGGAAAGCUUUAAGGACUCAAUACUUACACUGACUAGACAUACUGAUGUACAGGUUCAUCAAAUUGCGAGAACCUUCCGAGAUAGAUGGAUUCCCCGUUACAGCAGAAGGUUUAACUACUUCGACAGAGAUGAUAGCAAGUUGGAACCCCAAAGUGGGCCAAACAGCAAUUGGUUUGCAUCAUCAUAUAAACGCUGGCAUGAUCCAGGUUUAAGACCCACAGAAGUAAUUAAUUCUGUUAGCCAAGCAACAUCUGUGCCAACUCCUGUUGAAACUAAUACCCAGGAGGGCAGUUCCAUGCCUGCUGUUGGCAGCUGUCCAGCUAGUGGGACAAGGAAACGCAAGCGUAAAAGUCGCUGGGAUCAGCCUGCAGAGAAGAAAGACGACCCACCCGCUCAGCAUUUUGAAGAACAGAAAAUUGGGCCAAAUUCAGGAGAGAAAAUGGAUCCAAGCUCACUGAAGCUUGAGAUCAGUGACACAGUGCUGGACCAGGUAAUUGACGUGAACAGAGAAAAGAAGACAUGCAGUGGCUGUGUUAAGAAUCUUUCUCAGCAGGAUGAAGUUUCAGAUAGGGUUGAUGCAGUGCAGCACAUCGAAGAAGAUGUACCACCUGGGUUUGCAUCUCAUCUUAAUGGUCCAGCAGGUUCAUCCAAUGUUGGACCAUCUAUUACAGCCAGUCUUUCCACACAAAUUGCUAGCCCUUCAGAUUGUGGUUUAGAAGUGAUUACAGGGCAUCCCCAGGAGAGAUUCCUUUCUCACUUGCAUGUGUCAUAUGGUAUUCCGUUCCGCCUUGUGCAGCAGUUGGGGAUGCUCCAGACCGAAACCAUUGACUGUUGGUCCAUUGCACCAGGGGUUCCUUUCCUUCCCUUCCCACCAUUACCUCCAUUUCCACGUGAGAAAAGCAAUCCUCGACCCUCACCAUCUGCUCCUGAUCCUAUGGUGAUGCAUGGACAUGGAGAAGCAGUUCAGCAGCCCAGCCACUGUGUGGUAGCUCAUAACAUGGACCCAAGCAUUCCGAGUACAUCAGGCGCAAGACCAGAUGCACCAGUUACCAGAGAGAAUAACCAGGAUGUAGUUGAGCGAGCGAGGGGUUCUUCAUAUGGCUUAGGGAGGAAGUACUUCAGGCAGCGCAAGUGGAAUGACUGUGUAACCCCAAGAUUUCUUGGGAGAAGGAAUAGUUCGGAGUUCAAGGGGAACAACUCAAGAAAUGGAGUUCGCAGUAUAGUUGUAGGAAAUAUAGCAAAUGAGAGUGGGGGUCAUUGUUGUUCACAAGGUGUAAACACCGGAGACAAGAAUGUUAGCUCUUCUUUCUGUCAACAUACACCACACCAAUAUCAGCAUUGAUUUAAACGAAAGCUGUGUGAAGCCACAGGCUUUCCUCUCUUCCCUUUUUGUAUUUUAAUUCUUUAUUGCACAGGCUCUAUAAUCAAUGCAUAUAUCCAAUUCAAUUCCA